AGAGAAAUAUUUGGCUAUGUAAAAAAAGUGAACGAGGACGACUGAACGUUUUGUUUCAGUUCGUGCUCGUCCUCGUCAGAAUUGAGGACUUGUCCUCGAUGAAGACCUCGGAAAGCUUUUGAACAGUAUUCUCGGAGUGACUUGGAACAUCGUCCGAAAAUGUCCGUGCCACCCGACGCGCAGAUGGUGGAGCAACUCGUUGCGAUGGGCUUCAACGAUGUUGAGGCGAAACAAGCUCUGAUAUCUGCUGAUAAUGACAUGGCCACGGCAGUAUCCUACCUCACUGACGGGCCACAAGGUACAUCGAAUAACAACGAGCCCAUGGAGCUGGACAAGAUAACUAACUACGGCUCCAAUGGUGACUCACCUCCACCUUUGCUCAACUCGGAUGAAAAUACGGAUGUGUUUCACGAUACCAAUGAGAGUCUUCCUAGCUAUGAGCAGGCGUUGCAAGUUGAUACUGGUCAGAGUAAUACUGAAGUGGAAAUGGAUGCCGAAGAGUCACAGGAGGUUCCUUCUACUAGAGACGGCGGAGACGAAAUGCAACAGGGGACGGUUGAUAGUACAUCUUUGAGUGAAUUCCCUUUGACCAAUUUGUACGAAUUGGAAGGUCGCUUGUUCACAGACUCCUGGUCCAUUCCGUUUCGUCGCAACGAGUCCCUGGGUAAAUGCCUGAUAGCCACAAUUACGCUUGCGAAGUUGGGCCUGGCUGAGGAAGAUGAAAAUUGUGUAAGAUUUACAUCAAGAUGCUUACCAGAGUCUUUUGAAAAGUUACACAAGUCUAGUGCUGUUCAGCGCUGGGCCAAGGACAUCCAAGAGGGUAUUUUUGACAUGACCGACCUGCUAAUGGAGCUAGUGGCUGCUCGUCUCAAACAUGGAGCAACUCCAGUUAAUCUUCUCAAUGUCCUGGCUGUGACUUGGGAACAAGAGUCAGAGUUUCAUUUCAAGCAUAAACGCAAGUCUGACUCACCUAUCAACUUGGCACCAACGUACGCUGUGACGCCUUCACCCAUUUACAAGGACCCGCUGCGGUGGUUGCUUGAUCUCAUGAACCGAUUUGGUGAGUGUGGUGGAUUUCAGCUGCUGUGCGACCGAAUAACAAGCUCAGAGCCACUCACUAUGCAGGAAUUGGCCGCACUGCUUGCCCCCUUCUCACAGAGUGCAGAGUUUCUAACGUCGUCACAAAAGGCAUUGCUACGCCCCGUGGUUGACAAGUGUUUGGCGCUCAUCAACGACUUGACCGAGGAGGACUUGAAAAAUAAGCACAUUGGAUUUCUGUCAGACAUCUUGCAUGUACUGAAACUCAUCUUGUACAAGUUCUGGAAGAACGAGCUGAGCACUGUUGAUGACUUGAGACUGAAGACCAUCAUGCGCAUGCUGAAGACGCCGCAUUUCAGUGCCAAGAUGAACAGCUUGAGAGAGGUCAGCAAGCUCAUUGAGGAGAGUAUUUCUAGCGCCAGUAGCAAGUACAAACGUCCCAUUCAGCAUCACGAACUCGUCAGGUGGCUGCUUGAGAAUCGCGUGCUAUCUAUUGCUUUGGAAGGAAACUUGCAUCAGACGCAGUACUGUGAGCGCUUGAAAGCGAUCAUGGAAUUCCUCGGCGACAAGUUGACUUUGGAGGAGCUGAGCAAUAUCUGGAACUUGCAGGAUGGCCAGCACCAGGUCGUCAUCGACAACAUUCACAUGCUCAUUGCGUCUGUGUCGACGCGCUUCACACAGGAGCAGCUUGAUCACCUUUUCCAAUUGAUAAAGCAGAGCUGGACUUCAGAGAGCAAUCGUGCACGUGAGAAGCUGCUGGUCCUCGUUGGAAAGCUGGGCAAAGAUGAUCGGAUUGGCAAGAUUUCUGGUCAGAUUCUGGAGUUGCUCUGGGAUCUCGCCCAUCUGGAUACCCUGCCAACCGAAAUUGUUGAACAGGCUCUGCGCUCCCACUCAUCCGUGUUGGUGGACUCGUUCAACACCAAGGAGCAAGUUCGACGCAAGUACGCAAUUCUGUGCGUUGAAGACAUCAAGCAUAACACAUGGGUAGUACCGGCUUUCAAGCAGCUGUUAAAGAUUCUCAAAGCUAUUAAUCGCUCACAUCAUCAGAAGCCAGAGCGGGCAAUCAUUCCCGACAUCCAGAAGCAGACUGAUUUGUUGAAGCUCACAGUAAAUAGCUUGCAGAGAUGCCAUGCUGCUGCGUGUCAGCUGGUCAAGCCUCCACAGUCGCUUACCGUUGUCAAAGUAGAUGGCCGGUACACACAUGACGAGUGCAUGGCUGUUCACCUGAAGUUUUUGGCUGUGGUGCUUCAAGAGGGUCUGCUGUACCUGCCAUUCCGGAAUGCCAAGGAUAUCUGGGACUGCUUAGUGGCGAAUCCUAAUGCAUGCGAACAUGACAAUGAGGCUUGCUUUGAGUGGUUCUGUAAUCGCAUCAAAGACAUGGAGAUCGACACCAUCAUGACCAUGUUUGAGCAACGCCUACUGUUUUAUGAUGCCGCCAAGCUGACAGUCAAGAGUUUCUCUUGCAUCCGCGCGUUCUACGACCAUAUCAAUGAGAACGAGCGGCAUCUUCGGCGUACGGGUGUUGGAUUGGCUUCUGAUAAAGUCGAGCUUCAUGGCCUUCACUAUAUGUGGCAGGCUGCACUUCAAUCCACCUCGUCUGUGGUUGCUGAUGAUGCCAUAGCUCUGCUAUUGCUGGCAUACAGUGGCAAUCGUCUCAAGAGAGAUGGCGACUUUUCAGGCAAACACAGGUCGUUUUUUGCUCAAUGCUUCAAGCUCCUGGAGGAAAACUUGGCCAAUUUGAACAGUAGUAAUUGCUCCUCCGUUGCUGGUGGUCUUGAGCAAGCAGCUAUGGCGGCGUUAGCGCCCACUGCUCCCGAUCUGCCACUCCAGGUAGCGGAAAAGCAAGCCCGUGUCCGCAGCAUUGAGCGUCUUCUACUGCUGGCAGAGCGGUACAUUGACAAGUAUGAGAACACUUCCUUCCGACGGAUCUGCUUACCACAUGGUGCAAUGUUUCACGGUGCACAGUAUAAGCUGCUUGUUAUCUUUGAGCAAAAUAAGACCAGUUUUGACCUCGAGACCCACAGCAACGAGACAUUGGCCAACCUCCGGCAGAAGAUUGCCAAGCGCAUGAACGUCUCUGCGGAGUAUGUGUCAAUGACGCACAAUGAUAGAGUGCUGAUGCCGUCCGAGAACUCAAAGCUGUUGAGCCAACUGUACAUUGUGGAUGGAGAUACACUAUCUGUCCGCCAGAUGUAUGCCCCAACAGUGAACAACAACAUCAUGGAGACGGCUGGUGGUAGUAUGCCUCCACAGCGGCAGGCUGUACUGAUGGAGCAGGAGAAGCAACAGCCCAGUGUGAUACUAGCUGGUAUGGGUGAAGUGUUCAGUAUGCUGUACAAGCUGGGUGCACUGGCAGAGCCGGACCUGAUUCUACGUGUACGUAGCCUGCUGAUGCUGGUGCCGACUGAUCCUUCUGUGAUGUCAUUCAUCAAGUCACUUUGCCAGGACAACGUUAUCAUGGCGGAUGGUGUAAGUGCCGCUGAGGCCGACAUGACGUCAAUCGGUGUCAGCAACGCUGAUCCGCUGAUGUCGGAUGGGAGCAGCAGCGCCUCCGAAGGCGCAUCGUCGGCCAAGCUCAAUCUUGUCACUCUGUUGAGCCCUAGCGCGCCGGGAAUGUCAGCAUUCAGGGUGCUCUACAAUCUGGAGGUCCUAAGCAGUCGUUUGCGCCCUGCCGGCAUUGCAGCGGAAUCGCAGGCGGAGGCAGCUCAGUUCAUUGAUAGCUUCCUCUCUGCUGGCGGCCUGCCAUUGCUGCUGAACAUUCUCAAGGACAAGGCUAUCCCGCCACAUGUGGAUCCUGAAAUUCAACAAGAAGUCAUCAGCCGCACAUUGAACUUGCUCAACUUGGUGUUGACACACACUGUUGCAGUGAAGGGCAUGGAAAAGUCAACCAGCAAGACUAGCUUGUGCAGUGAUGAGCUGUGUGAUGAAGAGGCCAUGGAUGCUGGACGUAAUGUGCUGCAGCAAAUGGACUCCAGUGAGCUGCAAGCCGCCAUCACUGGCUUUGUCCGUGUGGCCUGGUCUGCGGCCGCCGGUCAACUGCACUAUGCACUGCCCGAGCAAGCCACCGCCACCAGCAGCAGCAAAUCAGCAGAGGCCGCCGGUCAGGCAGCCAUUGUCCCGUGCACGCCCAGCAAACGGCCAAGACUCCGCUCUGGCCUGUGUGUGGCGAGUGAAUUUGUCAGUGAUAAGAAUGCUGAUAUUGCAGCCGAUGCCUUCCGCUUGAUUGUGUUCUGUGCGAAUCGUCAUCAUGACGCCUAUGGCAUCUUCCGUAAUCUGCCCAACAUCGCCGACUUCAUCAUUGAUGUUCUCAUUGGCUGUCCAAAUGAUGCUGUCCGGCAUGCUGCGCUGGAGAACUUCUGUGCCUUGUGUCGCCUUGGUGUUGCAGUGCCCAUUUGCGAAUUGAAGGAUAGCGCCCACUAUUUCUUUCUCCAUGUCCUGCUGAGAGCACAGCUGCCACUAUGGUCUUCAGCUGGCAUCAUUCGUGGCGAGCAGAAUCGCAAGCUGAUGUCUCAGAGUCUGGAGUACUUUGACUUGCGAGGGCGGUUACUGCAGAAUCUCAACUUUGAAGAGCAGGCUGCACUGGAUGUUGACCUCCCAAGCAUGCUGGACGUGGAGCUAGCCUGGUUGAAUGAUCCUAACUUGCCAGACAAUGCCAGUGUGCCACACAUCAGCACUGUCCUUGUUGGCCACAUGGGCUUGAUUCGCCUUCUGUUCACAUGCGAAGGCAGCAGCAAGUCCAAGGAAGGCCCCGCAUUGAUUGAGACACUAUUGCAUCGAUUCCUGUUUGAAGCGUCUAAGCUCUGCCUGGACCGUGGUGCUGAUGCUGGCAGCAGCGAGGAGGCCAAGAUCAUCACCGGCCAACCUCCCAGGUGCGAUUCGCGUUGCCAGUCUGCGGCUUAUUCGCUGCUGGUCACGCUAGCGCAUGGCUGUCCAGAGAACCUGACAUACUUGGUACACCAGCUGUUGACUAUGCAUCACCAGUUCAACCCAGAGGUUGCCAAACAGUGGGAUACUGUACCUCAGGUUGCCGAGCGCUCAUCGAGUGGCUAUGUUGGUCUGCGCAAUGCCGGAGCAACUUGCUACAUGAACUCAGUUCUACAACAGUUCCAUAUGGUCAACGGCAUCAAGGAGGCUCUGCUUGCUGUCGAUAGUGAUGGACUAGAAGACAGCAACGUCUUCUUUCAGAUGCAGUGCAUCAUGGCCUAUCUGAUGGAAAGCAAGCAGCAGUUCUACUCGCCGGACAAGUUCUGGUCAUCUUUUAAGCUCUUUGGAGAUGCUAUCAAUGUGCGCGAACAGCAGGAUGCUUUCGAGUUCUUCAACAGCCUCACUGAUCAGUUAGACGAGGAGCUGAAGAAAUACAAGAAAGAGCCCGUGUUCGCCAAGUCAUUUGGUGGUGUGUUUGGAGAUCAAAAGCUGUGCCGUGGUUGUCCUCACCGGUAUGAAAGAGAAGAGCCUUUCUGCACUUUGCAGCUUGGUCUGACUGAUGGAAAGUUGAAAGAAUCACUGGAGUUGUUUGUAAAGGGCGAGCUGCUCGAAGGUGACAAUGCAUACUUCUGUGAGAAGUGUGAGCAGAAGCGUGAUACACUGAAGCGCAUCUGCAUCAAGACCAUGCCAAACACUCUCGUUAUGCAGUUGAAACGAUUCUGUUUUGACUGGGAACAACAGAGGGCACUGAAAUUUGAUGAUCACUUUGAGUUUCCUUGGGUGAUUGACAUGGCUCCAUACACGGAGGCUGGAAUGGCCCUGAAAGAGAAGAAUGCUGCUCCUGAUACUGAUGCUGCGUCACCUGAAAGCGAGGUUGCGGAUGCUACAAGCGACAGUGCAACAUUAAGGACUUCCGUAUCGCGUUCUAGCAUGGACACGGCUGUUUCUUCCCUGUCCAGUAGUGCUGGUGAUGCUACGAAUGCUGAUGCAACCGCCGACGACAAUGAUCAAGAUAUCGGUGCUGCAUCUGACCAGGACGAAGCCACUGAGGCUGCUCCAGCGCACAGUGCGAAACUUACAGAACAGUGGUUUGAGCUUGUUGGUGUGGUGGUGCAUAGUGGACAGGCUAACUCUGGCCAUUAUUAUUCCUUCAUCAAAGAAAGACAGCCACGUACCAGCGCUGAUGCUACGGCUGAGGAUCUAGUGUGUCCGCCAGAGGAACGGGAUGGUGCUCCUGCCCCAUCGCCUGGCAAAUGGUUCAAGUUCAAUGACACCGUGGUAGAAGAAUGCAAUAUGACUGAUGAAUCGUUGGAGCAAGAGUGCUUCGGUGGCUCCUACAAGGUCAAGAAUUAUGAUGGAGUGGCAUACUCGGAGAAUCGCCAUCGCUAUUGGAAUGGAUACAUGCUCUUCUAUGAAGCUAUGAAUCCGGACAAGCAGCAGCAGCAGCAACAGCAAGCACGCGAUCGGCAGGAGAGCACGGGCAGUGACAUGUCGUCAUCGUCUCACGAUGAAAAAGGAGGCAGUGGCCGACUUUCUCAGCUGGAAGCCCUAAUUCGGAGAGGAGAUCGGAAAGGUCUCUUUGCUGAAAAGAUUCCCGGGCGCAUACAGAAGAUGGUGUACGAGGACAACUUGCGCUUCAUGAUCAACAGAGCUAUGUACUGUCCCGAGUACUACACGUUUAUUCGGGACUUGGUGCGCUUCAACUCGCACUAUCACUCGGCUCCGCAGAUAGCUAUACCGUGCGUUCAGCUGUGUGUCGGCUAUCUCUUCAAUACCUACUUGCAUCUGCGGGCGGCAAUACGAUCCGAUCUGAACAACUGGAGAGAGAUAAUGGAGGCACUUUUGAGAAACAGCCGAGAAGCCUGUGAUUGGAUCAUCAAGUACCUGUGCACCGAGGAGGGAAUGCGAUAUCUCUGCCCUCUCCUACUGGAGUGUCCCGACUUUCAGGUGCGCGAGUUCUUCUUCUCACUGCUCGUCUACAUAUUCAAGGGCUACGCAGAGCAUAUCCGAACGCCGGAUCACCCUGCGGCCAAUAGGUUGAUACACAACUUGUUGACUUUCUUCGAGAAGGAGCUGGUGGACAACUGCAAAACGUCCGGCCAGUUCUUGCAGGUCUUCGCCGAGCUUCUCACCAUGAAGUUUGAUCUGUUCUCCGAGAUACUGCUGCGGCAGAAUGCGUUUGAGUACAUGUGCCGAUUUCUCCUGGGCCCGGUGCCUUCUGCUGGUGCUUCCAGUUCUGGUUCACAGCUAGAGACCAAUGUUGACACAAUGGAGACAGCGCAAGUGUACAGUGGACGACGUUGGAGUUCACAGCAGAGCCGUGACUUGCAUGUGCUCUACUCCUUGCUCUACCAGCUUGUCUUGACCUGCAAUGUAGCUCCUUAUCACCAAACUACUCCAACCUGUGUACACAUGCCGAUGCCUGCAACAGCAAUGCUUGUUCGUGAGGAGGACCUUCAUCCUGUGCCCAGGGGCAUGGAGGCAGCGCUUUUCGGCCCGGAUAGUCAGAAGUUUGUGCGAGAGCUUGUGUGGACAUCACGAGAGCAGCCAGAGUCUUUCUCCUACAACACCCAGGUGGUGUGUUACUGCAGCUGGUGUAAUCCCCAGUUCAGCUUCCUCAUCAUUCCCGAAAUACAGAGUCAGUUGAUGGCAGCACCUGCUAAUGAGCUGAAGGGCCUGUUCACCAUGCUCCUUCAUCUACUGUGCCUGGAGGACUGCUUGCAGCGAGAACGAAUCCAGCGUGCCGUGGACUGUCCCACGUCACAGUCCGUGCUCGCAAUCAUCAAGGCGACUAGCUCAUCUGACAGUCGACGUGCGUACCAGUGCAUCAAGUUCCUAGUGUCUCUUGCCACCAGGAGUGAGAUUGCAAGGAGUUUCCUGCAAGAACAGUCUGAGAGAUGGCAGUGGGCUGUGACCUGGUUGCGUGGCAAGAUGACAGAGAGCUGGGCGGCUCAGUAUUCUCACAUGUCCAACGAGACAACUAACUCCAAGCUAUUCCAGCGCACAUUCAGUGCCAAGGACACACUUGAAGAAGCAGACGCUUUGUUGACCCAGCUUGAAGCUCAGGAACAGCAGCAGCAGCGUGGUGGUACCAGGUUGUCUCCUGGCAGACAGCACGGUCAUCGUCACUCUUCUCAGUUUGUUGAACCCCAGCAGCAGCAAGUUGAUGUUGAUCACACGACCAAUAACCAGUCAACAACCAACAAUUCAGAGAAGUUUCUGGAAGGUGUUGACGACUAACAGAUUUUUUUGUGUUUCCAAGUUACGUAUUAUAGGUCUGCUGCUGUUUAUUCUCCGGAUUCUUUGCAGAUAGCAGCAGUUUUUCCUCAAUAUCACGUGUGCUAUUUUAUGAACUACUUUUGACAGCAUGUUUUUACAUACUCUUAGGGUUUUCAAUUUCUCGUCUGGUUUUGUAUUCCGGAUUCGUCAGCCUCUCCUUCCUAAAUAAAUGCCGUCAUGCUCUCUCUCUCUCUCUCUCUCUCUCUCUCUCUCUCUCUCUCUCUCUCUCUCUCUCUCUCUCUCUCUCUCCCCGUCUCUCUGUCUCUCCUUGUACUGCUUUUGCAAAUCAAUUCCACUGCCCACACUCAGGAAACACCAGGACCACCGUUGUCAUUAUUUCUAUCAUUGUUUUUUUAUUUUACCUCGGUCUUUUUUUGAGUUUUGACUACCUACCAUUUUCGUCUGGACAUAUUAUUUUAUUGGCUGUGUGGGGGCCCUCUUGGUCCUUUUAGUCCUUUUUAUUUUACACUAUAGCUAUUUUUUGCUUAGAAUGCUAUGCUGUUGCCAUUGGUUUCUUUGUCAUUUUAGUAGCUAUUUUGCACAUCUAUCAUUUCAGUCAAACUUGGAUGAUGCAUGAUGACCUUUGAUCCCAACAGAA
Sycon ciliatum is the source of this 8839-nucleotide messenger RNA. RefSeq names its product ubiquitin carboxyl-terminal hydrolase 24-like. Gene Ontology annotation, molecular function: protein binding; cysteine-type deubiquitinase activity. The record is from RefSeq and is a predicted model, not a curated record. Lineage: Eukaryota; Metazoa; Porifera; Calcarea; Leucosolenida; Sycettidae. The transcript is spliced from 66 exons. Gene Ontology annotation, cellular component: cytosol; nucleus. The coding region runs from base 160 to 8202 and encodes 2680 amino acids. Gene Ontology annotation, biological process: protein deubiquitination.